Diospyros lotus (date-plum) is the source of this 1047-nucleotide messenger RNA. RefSeq names its product 40S ribosomal protein S3a. The transcript is spliced from 7 exons. Gene Ontology annotation, cellular component: cytosol; ribosome. NCBI's taxonomy places the organism in Eukaryota, Viridiplantae, Streptophyta, Magnoliopsida, Ericales, Ebenaceae. Bases 111 to 893 code for a protein of 260 amino acids. Gene Ontology annotation, molecular function: structural constituent of ribosome. Gene Ontology annotation, biological process: translation. The record is from RefSeq and is a predicted model, not a curated record.
GCACAAAUCUGAGACUAUAUAAUUCAACACGCGAGUAGGGUUUUCCAGGAUCUUCAAAGCCGUCGUCGAGCCUAUCGCAGCAGCCCCUCGCAACCUCAGACUGCUCGACAAUGGCCGUCGGCAAGAACAAGAGGAUUUCCAAGGGAAAGAAGGGAGGAAAGAAGAAAGCUGCCGAUCCGUUCGCCAAGAAGGAUUGGUACGAUAUCAAGGCUCCAUCGGUCUUCACCGUCCGAAACGUUGGGAAAACUCUUGUGACCAGAACUCAGGGUACCAAGAUUGCUUCAGAUGGACUCAAACAUCGUGUUUUUGAGGUUUCGUUAGCUGACCUUCAGGGUGAUGAGGAUCAUGCCUACAGGAAGAUCAGACUGAGAGCUGAAGAUGUUCAAGGGAAGAAUGUUCUGACAAACUUCUGGGGUAUGAACUUCACCACAGACAAGCUUAGGUCUCUGGUGCGUAAGUGGCAAACAUUGAUCGAGGCUCAUGUGGAUGUCAAAACAACUGACAACUACACUUUAAGGAUGUUCUGCAUUGGAUUUACUAAGAAGCGCCCAAACCAGCAGAAAAGGACUUGUUAUGCACAAUCAAGCCAGAUUCGGCAGAUCCGUCGGAAGAUGAGGGAGAUUAUGGUAAACCAGGCACAAUCUUGUGAUUUGAAGGAUUUGGUACAGAAAUUCAUUCCUGAAUCAAUUGGCAGGGAGAUUGAAAAAGCAACUUCUAGUAUCUAUCCUCUGCAGAAUGUGUUCAUUCGCAAAGUCAAGAUCUUAAAAGCACCUAAAUUUGAUCUUGGCAAGUUAAUGGAGGUGCAUGGUGAUUAUUCGGAGGAUGUUGGGGUAAAAUUGGACAGGCCUGCUGAGGAGGCUGUUGAGGGAGCAACUGAAGUUGUUGGAGCUUAAAUGGAUAUUUAGGACUUAUGUUAUUUCUGAGUGUUCUUUAUGAUUUUCUGAUAAAAGAAUUAGAUUAUGCAUGUUGGGUACCAUUUUGGAUCUUGUCGAGACUGGUAUGUUGUUGGCGUUUUAAAUUUGAGUAAAAACCCAAUUUUGUUCUCAA